AUGAAACUUUUUGACACAUCGAACGUCACACACGCCACCACACAUAUUCAGCAAACUAUUAACACCGGUGAUAGCCUUCCGAUUAGUUCAAGACCGUAUCCAAGAACAAUCGAACAAAGACGUGAACUUCAAGCUGAAAUCCAAAAAAUGACACAAACUAAUCAAAUUCGUCCAUCAAAUUCACCUCGGUCAUCUCCAGUUAUUAUUCACAAGAAAAAAGAUGGUGGUAUUCGAUUUUUAGUGGAUUAUCGCAAAUUAAAUUCGGUAACCAAAAAAGAUUGUUUUCCUCAACCAACAACUGAAGAAUUACUAAAUCGAUUAGGUGG
Messenger RNA from Adineta ricciae, 326 nucleotides. The record is from the annotation of a GenBank genome assembly. Lineage: Eukaryota; Metazoa; Rotifera; Eurotatoria; Adinetida; Adinetidae.